This is a messenger RNA of Drosophila ananassae, 1370 nucleotides long. RefSeq lists its product as uncharacterized. Bases 249 to 1292 code for a protein of 347 amino acids. The record is from RefSeq and is a predicted model, not a curated record. NCBI's taxonomy places the organism in Eukaryota, Metazoa, Arthropoda, Insecta, Diptera, Drosophilidae. The transcript is spliced from 2 exons.
AAGGAUGUGUUUUAAAGAAAUAAACUUUUAUUGGUCUGCUUUAUUAAAUUAUGAAUUGAAUAGAUAUAUAUUUAAAGAAAACUACAAUACAUCAAAAUGUGUAUGAAGUUACCGUGACCUGGGCACACUGGUCUUUGUUUGUUUACAUCUGGUUAUCAUUUUUAAAUUUAUCAAUCAAGUUUAUCAAUGUCGUAAUUUAAACAGGUGACUUGAUCUCCAACAGUAACAACUGUUACCUGGUCUCUGUGAUGCACCUGUUGUCUGGGCAACUCAGAAUAGUGCUCGUACUGGCCCUGCUGCAGGACCUUCAGGUGAAGCCUCAGAAGGAUAUAUUCCAGGAGCACUUUGAGAGUGACCUGCGUCUGUGCCCCGCCUGCUUCUCCGCACAGCGUGAGCAGUGCGAGGAAGUCUUCCGGGCGAUACGAGAGCCCUCGGAUCUAAGCAAGCUUUGGAAAGCCGUAACUCUCCUCUUUGAUCGUCGAGAGAUCUUCUGGCUGGAGAUAGGACCAAGCCAGGAAAAGAGUUCUCAGCUUUUGGCCAAACGGAAAAGUAUUGUCGCUAGUCAUCAGAGCUUGAGCUCCUUGCAGGAGGAAUUCCUUAAUCUGGAAGAGCGCCCUGGUGGCUUUCAUCUUUGUCGCACUGCUCAGAAGUCCUCGCCAUUUAUUAACUAUUUGAAUCAGCGCGGAUAUGACUCCUCGAGCAUUUAUUUCUACAUGCUGCAUAACAUAAGUCCACUGCUGAUGCAGGAAUUGCAAAAUUUGGACUUCCCGGUGCCCAACACCUAUGCUAUUUGUGGCUUGACUCACUUUCAAGCCUACGCAGGGCGCACUUUGAACCACUACACCGAAGCUGCUGAGGAUUUGCGCCGGGAGAUAGCGCGGCAACUGAUCCACUUGUCCCUCAAACUGACCUUUGGGUUUGCGGACUUUCGCAUUUUCCUCACUGACUUUACCUCGGAUAACCUGACUUUUGACGAAGACACCAGAAGAGUGCUACUAAUCGAUUUGGAUUCCGUGGUAAUGGUAGAUGCCGCAUCCACUUCCGGACAGGCGGAGAAGUAUGAGCCCUUGCCCGGAGAAGGUUUCACCUUUGAUGUGUCGGCCUUCUGCUCUGGCCGCCAGCUGGACGCAAAUGUCUACCAGGCGUGCCUUCUGCUCAGGGACUUCCUGCUCAAGGACCUCGACAACGAAAGACUGCAGCUGCUUCUAGAGAAGUGCGUUGAGUGCCAAGAUGACCUAUGUGAUAUGCGCUUUCAGUACGCCUACGAUUUGAUAAAACUGCUGGACAGUUAGCCCAGAAUUUGAGAUAAUUUAGUAGUUAUUCGUUUAUAAUCAUACAACAUAUCCAUUACAAUCAAUUUACUGUCUAAA